Gossypium raimondii (Peruvian cotton) is the source of this 1580-nucleotide messenger RNA. RefSeq lists its product as uncharacterized. The transcript has 13 exons. NCBI's taxonomy places the organism in Eukaryota, Viridiplantae, Streptophyta, Magnoliopsida, Malvales, Malvaceae. Gene Ontology annotation, biological process: protein demethylation. The coding region runs from base 183 to 1253 and encodes 356 amino acids. Gene Ontology annotation, molecular function: protein methylesterase activity. The record is from RefSeq and is a predicted model, not a curated record.
AAAGUUGGACCGAAUGCCUGACGGUUGUUUUCCAACUUUUGUUUGGGCUUUGCGUAGUUAUUCUUCUUUCUACUUUUAACGAGCUCUGAACAGUUCAUCGCCAUUUUGCAAUUGGAAAUUGUUACUUACCUAUAAAAUUUAAAAAGCAGUUUGAAAUUUGGUGAGAGAAAUCAUAACCAAAAAUGGAUUCAUCGAAUUUGGGUUCAGUCCCUGAAGAAGAGCAGCAUCGAGAAGAGAGUAACAAGCCGGUUGUUUCUGCCUUUGCCUCGCUUCCCGAUCGCCGUCCAACUAAGAGUUCUGAGAAAUACUCACCUUUAGAUUGGUCCGGCUUUUUUGAUCGAGAGGAAGAUGUCUGCAUACCAGAUUCAAAUGAUGUCUUUCAUUUAUAUAUGGCAGGAACAGAAGGACCAGUUGUUUUUUGUCUACAUGGGGGCGGCUACUCUGGGCUCUCAUUUGCUCUGUCGGCUAGUAAAAUUAAAGAGAAAGCUAGAGUGGUUGCCAUGGACCUUAGAGGGCAUGGAAAAUCAUCCACAGAAAAUGAUCUUGAUCUAUCUAUUGAGACUAUGUGCAAUGAUGUUUUUGCUGUUUUGAAGGCAUUGUAUGGAGAUUCUCCACCUGCGAUUGUGCUUGUUGGCCACAGCAUGGGAGGCUCAGUUGCUGUACACAUUGCUGCAAAGAAAACAUUGCGUAGUUUAGCUGGUUUGGUGGUUGUGGAUGUUGUAGAGGGAACAGCAAUGGCAUCAUUAGUUCAUAUGCAGAAAAUCCUCUCUGGCAGGAUGCAGCAUUUUUCAAGUAUUGAGAAAGCGAUUGAAUGGAGUGUUAGAGGAGGUUCUUUAAGAAAUAUUGACUCUGCUCGUGUAUCCAUUCCUACCACUUUAAAGUACGAUGAUUCAAAGAAUUGUUAUGUCUACAGAGCACGGUUGGAAGAAACUGAACAAUAUUGGAGAGGCUGGUAUGAAGGCCUUUCAGAAAAAUUUCUAUCUUCUCCUGUUCCAAAGCUCUUGCUUUUAGCUGGCACCGAUAGACUGGACAGAGCGCUCACAAUAGGUCAAAUGCAAGGCAAGUUUCAAAUGGUGGUUGUUAGACAUACAGGGCAUGCUAUACAGGAGGAUGUACCCGAUGAAUUUGCUACCUUGAUAAUCAAUUUUAUAUCUCGUAACCGCAUUGGGCCUCAUGGAGUUGAGAUCCCAGGACUUGCUCGGCCGAAGCCAGCACAAGCCCAAGGCCAAUCACCCGCACAAACAAAAUCAUGAAACAGUCGCAAUGAUGAACGUUAUUAGCUGCUGACAAACUUCGUUCUAUGGUCUUGGCUAGCUUUAAACUCGUGCACUUUCUUUUGUUUACUUGCAUUGCAUGGGACUAUUUUAAAGCUAGAGUAGCGGAAAAGGAAAAAGUGGAGUUAUCACGUUUUGAUAAUAAUGGGUAUUAAUAUUAUGUGAUAACCAAAAACACCUAAUCAAGUGAGAUCUCUGCUAUAUAUAAAAUAGUCUUAUGUAUGUUAUCUGGUUGAGGAGAAUUGAGUUUUCCAUUUCCUUCCCCUUAUGUUAUGUGGUAUAAAUGAAGUGAUUCAUACGGCAAAA